AUGUCGUCUUGGUUUCCCUCAAGUUUCAGUUCCGAUGAUAACCCUUCUCCUGAAUCUUCUUCUCCCACAACUCCCUCCGUUGGCUUUAAGGAAAACGUUUCCAACCUUUUCUGCGGUGUGGCGGCCUUUCUUCCGCAGCCACCGCCCAACUCGGACGUGAUUGCCGGAAUGAAGAAUGACUUUGUGGAAAUUAAGGAUACCUUAAAAUCGUGCCUCUCUUUUUUCUCCUCGAAACUCACUUCCCUUUUUUUACAGUUUCCCAGAGCAACUAACGAUAGUGAUGAUGGAUUGGAGAAUGGUGUAGUUGGAGUUACCGAGGAUGUCGUGGAUUUUGUUGGAAAAAUUUCAUCAAGUCCAGAGCUUUGGACUGAUUUUCCUAUCUCUCUGCGUGAUGAUGUUGAUAUGUCUGACUACCAGAGAGAACAUGCUUCAGAAAUUGAGCGUUUGGUUGUUGAAACGAGGGCGACAAUUUUGCAGAUGUUUCAAAAUAAGAUAACUUUUGGGAAUUCAGAUUCGUCUGAGGAGGAUGGCGGCGAAGAAGUCGAAGAAAGCACGAUCGAGCAUAAUGUGAUCGAUGAGGCUCUAAAUGCAACAAAAGUCGUUACCAAAGUGGAUUAUGAUCAUAUGUCACUAUCACGGACCAAAAAAGUUUUAUCAACAGCUGAUGCUAAGGAAUGGGUUGAAGUGAAUGAAAGUUGCAAAUCUCAAAUCAGAGAUAAAGGGUUGGAAUCUGAAGAAUUAGAUGAUUGGGUCACUAUCUAUGAUUCUGAUAGAGACAAUUGGAUAGCAAUUUGA
Messenger RNA from Fraxinus pennsylvanica, 795 nucleotides. NCBI's taxonomy places the organism in Eukaryota, Viridiplantae, Streptophyta, Magnoliopsida, Lamiales, Oleaceae. The record is from the annotation of a GenBank genome assembly.